CAGUCCAGACCCGGGGCCAACAACUACUACACAAAUUUUCUUUAGUUCUUUGUGGCAUUAUUGUGUGUUGUUUAGUGUGCCAUUGACGCUGAAUGCUGACGGUUCGCGCUGCCGCCCACGCGCUGACGAAUAUAAUAUAAUAAUAAUAAUAAUAAUAAUAAUAGUAACAAAAGCAGAGCAUAACUAAUUGGGCAAACUAACAGCAAAGUGCCCGGCCCGGCUAUGUCGUUUCUGUCGCCAACGCUGCGCAUGGAGAAUCUGUCAACAGUGCCCAUCAUGAGUCUGGACCAUGUGCCUGAGGCAGAGCGCUACAACAAAGAGAACAUCGUUGCCCAAUGGUGUGCGCCCAUCAAUGGCAAGAUGUACCGCAUCGAACUGGAGCACGGCACCACAAGUGGACGCCGCAUGAUCUGGGUCAAUGGUCGGGAGGUGUUGCGUCGAGACUGGAUGUUUAAGUUGGUUGGCGAGGAUACGUUUGAAAUCGAUCAGGCGCGAUGCAUUAUUCGCGUUGAUCCCGCGCCCGGUUUCAAAUAUGAAUACUCGCUGUACAUAGAUGGCAAGCCGCACGCUCAGUACGCCGAGGAGCUGACACGGCUAUAUCGCCUCUGGCUCUGCACAUGCGGCACGGAGCAGGCUGGGACAACGGAUGCGUCCCAGGAGUAUCGCAUCAUGCUCAAGCUGGACACGCUCAGCUUGUAUGUAAACGAUGAGCUACGCGAGGAGAUGGCCGUUUUUGUGCACGGCGGCACGGAUACGAGCUUUGUGCUGCAGGACACACAAUUUGUAUUACAGGCACGCUCAAGCGGCAACAAACACGACGGCAUCGUGCACACCCUGCUCGUUAACGGCGUGCCUGUGCCGGAAGCAAAGAUACAGCAAAUCAUGCAGGAACCCGUCUCCAUACUACAAACAAACUAAAUCUAGCUAAGACAAAGGGCACCACAUUUGCAUCUUGUCAUUGAUUCCUUGUGUUUUCGUCAACUUAGAUACAUACUAAAUCGGUUUCAGUAGUAAAUAAUUGGAUUACUGUUGCCGUUGUCUAUAGAACUCAAUCCAGUGUUUAGGAAAGUGCCAUGCAUACCCAUUUAGAGAUAUGUUAAUUAUAUGGAACCAAAUUUUGAAACUUUAUUGCAGACUAUACAUAUGUUGGAACCGUUUGGAUUGGACCAAUAUAUCUAAUAGCUGUCUUGGGAGCGAUCGAUCAACAAUUAGGUUCUUUUAUGAACAGCUUUUUAUAAUAUACACUAUGUUCCUUAUAUCUGAGCAAAGUCCUAUCAAAAUUGGAUUGCUAUAGCAUAUAUUUCUAGUGCAAGAAUUGGUUAAUAAAUAAAUUGUUAUAAGACAA
This is a messenger RNA of Drosophila virilis, 1345 nucleotides long. Its product is annotated as fas apoptotic inhibitory molecule 1. Gene Ontology annotation, biological process: canonical NF-kappaB signal transduction; positive regulation of neurogenesis; negative regulation of extrinsic apoptotic signaling pathway via death domain receptors. NCBI's taxonomy places the organism in Eukaryota, Metazoa, Arthropoda, Insecta, Diptera, Drosophilidae. The record is from RefSeq and is a predicted model, not a curated record.